This is a messenger RNA of Tupaia belangeri chinensis (Chinese tree shrew), 945 nucleotides long. RefSeq names its product olfactory receptor 52B4. The transcript has a single exon. Bases 1 to 945 code for a protein of 314 amino acids. The record is from RefSeq and is a predicted model, not a curated record. Gene Ontology annotation, cellular component: plasma membrane. Gene Ontology annotation, biological process: G protein-coupled receptor signaling pathway. NCBI's taxonomy places the organism in Eukaryota, Metazoa, Chordata, Mammalia, Scandentia, Tupaiidae. Gene Ontology annotation, molecular function: olfactory receptor activity; G protein-coupled receptor activity.
AUGCUUACCUUAAAUCACACUGGUGUUAGUCACACUGUCUUCCACUUGUUGGGCAUCCCUGGCCUAGAAGACCAGCAUGUGUGGGUUUCCAUCCCCUUCUUCAUUUCCUACAUCAUCACUCUGCUUGGGAACAGCCUGCUCAUCUUCACCAUCCUCACAAAGCGCAGCCUCCACGAGCCCAUGUACCUCUUCCUCUGCAUGCUGGCUGGGGCAGACGUUGUCCUUUCUACAUCCACAGUUCCUCAGGCCCUGGCCAUCUUCUGGUUCCAUGCUGGGGAGAUCUCCCUGGAUCGUUGCAUCACUCAGUUCUUUAUGAUCCACUGCACUUUCUUGUUUGAGUCUGGGAUCCUGCUGGUGAUGGCAUUUGACCGCUACAUUGCCAUUUGCUACCCUCUGAGGUACACCACUAUCCUUACAUACACACGGAUUGGGAAAAUUGGUGUGACCACUUUUCUCAAAAGUUUUUGUACUGUUUUUCCUAUAAUAUUUCUUUUGAAACGAUUGACUUUCUGCCACAAUAAUAUUAUUCCACACACCUUUUGUGUACACAUUGGCUUGGCCAAAUAUGCUUGUAAUGACAUUCGAGUCAACAUCUGGUAUGGGGUUUUUGUCCUCCUGUCUAUCUUAGUCUUAGACGUUGUGCCAAUUUUUAUUUCGUAUGUGUUGAUUCUCCGUGCUAUCUUCAGCAUGCCUUCCCAAGAUGCUCGCCGUAAAGCUCUCAACACAUGUGGCUCCCAUGUCUGCAUCAUCAUCCUAUUUUAUGGUCCUGGAAUCUUCACAACCCUUACUCAACGGUUUGGGCGCCACAUUCCACCUCAUAUCCACAUCUUGCUGGCUAAUGUCAACAUUCUGAUUCCACCUAUGCUGAAUCCCAUCAUUUAUGGGAUCAAAACCAAGCAAAUCCGGGAGCGGGUAGCUCAUGUAUUUUUCCCAAAGCAUAAAUAA